Molecule: messenger RNA, 1301 nt
Organism: Telopea speciosissima
Lineage: Eukaryota; Viridiplantae; Streptophyta; Magnoliopsida; Proteales; Proteaceae
Product: heparan-alpha-glucosaminide N-acetyltransferase-like
Exons: 1
Coding region: 87-1223 (378 amino acids)
Source: RefSeq, a predicted model, not a curated record
AUGCAAUCGCAUCAUCACCUUCCAAGAAACACCAAUCAAAGCGCCUUGCAUCGCUCGACGUUUUCCGGGGAGUAACGGUCGCGACGAUGAUACUCGUUGACCACGCCGGCGGUAUAUUUCCGGCGAUCAAUCACUCUCCAUGGAAUGGUAUCACUCUUGCAGAUUUCGUCUUUCCAUUCUUCUUGUUUAUUGUCGGAGUUUCACUUGCAUUAGCCUACAAGAAACCGGAGCGCCGAUCAACUGCAACAAAGAAGGCAAUACUCCGGGCAUUGAAGCUAUCAUUAUUAGGGUUACUUCUCCAAGGAGGUUACUUUCAUAGGGUUUUCGAUCUUACCUAUGGAGUCGACUUAGCAAAGAUUAGGUGGAUGGGUAUAUUACAACGGAUUUCAAUUGGUUAUUUGGUUGCUGCAUUAUGUGAGAUAUGGUUAAAGGGUAAUGAAGAAGAUAUGGAUUCUAAGUCAUCUUUAUGGUUAAGAUAUCGUUUUCAUUGGAUUAUGGCCUUUAUGUUGAGUACAAUAUACUUGAUAUUGUUAUAUUACCUAUAUGUCCCUGAUUGGGAAUUUCAGAUUCCAAUUGAUGAAGAAGGUUCAUUGAAGACAUUCACAGUUAAGUGUGGAGUGAGAGGUGAUACUAGACCUGCUUGUAACGCCGUCGGGUUGAUCGAUCGGAAAGUAUUAGGGAUUCAACAUUUAUAUACCCGACCGGUAUAUGCUCGGACGGAGCAAUGCAGUAUUAAUUGUCCAGAUUAUGGGCCACUCCCUAGCAAUGCACCUUCAUGGUGUCAAGCUCCAUUUGAUCCAGAAGGUCUAUUAAGCUCGGUAAUGGCGAUUGUUAGUUGCUUAAUUGGACUUCAUUAUGGACAUGUUAUUGUGCAUUUUAGACAACAUAAGGAGAGGGUUUUAAAUUGGAUGAUACCUGCUUCAGUUCUAGUAGUAAUUGGGUUUAUGCUGGAGCUUUAUGGAAUGCAUUUUAAUAAGGCUCUUUACAGUUUUAGUUACAUGUGUGUAACAACCGGAGCUGCCGGAAUUUUCUUGGUCGGAACUUAUAUUCUGGUAGAUGUGUAUGGGUGGCGCCGACCAACAAUGGUGAUGGAAUGGAUGGGGAAACAUGCAUUGAUGAUUUUUAUCAUUGCAACUUGCAAUGUUGUGCCCCUUGUUCUACAAGGGUUUUAUUGGAAGAUGCCUGAGAACAACUUUUUGAGAUUAAUUGGGAUUGGAUCUUGAUUGUAUAAAUUGGUAGGUUAUUAAUUAAGCCGUUGAUCAUCGCCGUUCCGGCAUUGUCGCCGGAACUUGGUUAUUGAU